Molecule: messenger RNA, 192 nt
Organism: Marchantia polymorpha subsp. ruderalis
Lineage: Eukaryota; Viridiplantae; Streptophyta; Marchantiopsida; Marchantiales; Marchantiaceae
Source: the annotation of a GenBank genome assembly
AUGAGUUCUGGAUCCAGGCUGCUCGUCAAGGAUGACCAUCAGUUGACGAUGCAGCUUCAUGCUUCGCUGCACCUGUAUCCAGUCUUCACAUUCGCAUUCCAGCAUGUGCAUGAAAUUGUGUUGGAAGACUGCAUGAGUUGCACGAGGUUAAUUCAGUAUUGUAUGCUGCUACACGGGGUAACGUCUAUCUGA